AUGCAGGCUGAUUCCACAGGUGUAUUGGGCCUUCCCAAGGUCAUGCAACAGUCUGGCUGGAUAGGAGGCUUUAUUGUUCUAUUCGUCGCUGGUCUUGCAUCUAUGUGGAUGGCUCAUCAUCUAUGCGAUGCAUGUGUAGCUCUAAAGAAAGGUAGCGAGUACCCCUCCUUCCAAGACGUGGGAAUGCGGACCUUCGGGAUAGCAGGCAAACUGGCUGUUGUUAUUUGUAUGGAUGUUUUUAUGGUUGGCCUUUGCGUCAUUAUGUUGAUUCUCUUCGCUGAAAACACUAUGCGGCUAUGGCCUGUUCUAACGCAAGACUGGUGGGUCCUCAUUUACGCAUGUCUUAUGGUCCCCUUCGUCUGGAUCCGAUCGAUGAAGGCAAUCGGCUGGCUAUCAUCAGUUGGCGUCAUUUCUAUUAUCGCCACUUGUAUAGUCAUCAUCAUAGCCAGUGCUACGAAUGCUGUUAGCGAGGGUGACACGCUAGAGUAUCACCUCUUCAAUGACCAGCUUGGUAGCGCUAUGGCAACUUUGAUGACAUCUUUCGGUCUCACUACUAUGGUGUCCGCAGUUCUCAAUGGCGUGGGGGAACCUAGCAAAUUCAGCAAAGCGCUCAUUUGGGCUUUCGCUAUAAUAUUCGCCGUCUACAUAGGCAUCAUGGCUGCUGGUUAUGCGGGCUAUGGUGACGGGAUCGCCCAAUAUGGCGAUAUUGUCAGUGCCAUCUCGACCUCUACUGGCAAACUCAACUGGGCUGGCUAUGCUAUCAUCGUCUGUAUUCUAGUAUUGUGUGCAACUCAUUUCCUCGCUCUCUUCACUCCGGUUGCUAUGGACUGUGAGAGGCUUAUCCCAGAGGAUGCUCCAAUGCGCCAUCUGAUAUGCUAUGCUAUACGAACGGCUCUUGUGGCAUUAUGCGCUCUUCUUGCUGUUGUCAUUCCUGGCGUUAUGACUCUGAUAUCUAUUUUGGGAGCUAUCCUCGGGAUGCCCUGUGUUAUGUUACUUCCUCUCUUCUUUUACUGGAAGGCCUGUUUCGUCAAUACUGCUGGCCUGCGUGCCAUUUACUCCGGACGCGUCGUUCAUUUCACCGGAGAAAUUCUGAUCAUCCUGCUGUCCAUAUACACAUUAGUGUUCGGACUGUACCAAACAAUUAUAAGCUUAUAG
Molecule: messenger RNA, 1155 nt
Organism: Perkinsus marinus ATCC 50983
Lineage: Eukaryota; Perkinsozoa; Perkinsida; Perkinsidae
Product: Vacuolar amino acid transporter, putative
Exons: 4
Coding region: 1-1155 (384 amino acids)
Biological process (GO): amino acid transmembrane transport
Cellular component (GO): vacuolar membrane
Molecular function (GO): amino acid transmembrane transporter activity
Source: RefSeq, a predicted model, not a curated record